AUGAGUCAUCAACGAGUUGUUCAAGUUCGUCAACCAAUCACCAAAUCAGCCAAAGAUUUAUACAUUGAUAAUGAAUAUCCAAUUCCUGAAUUUUCUGCCCCACCACCAUCACAACAACAAUCAGCAGUUGGUAAUACUCAAGCCUUGAUUAAAGUUUAUUAUGCUGCUUUGAAUCGUGCUGAUAUUGUACAAAGAAAUGGAAUGUAUCCACCACCACCUGGUAGUAGUCCAAUUAUUGGAUUAGAAGUUUCGGGUAUUAUUGAAAAGUUUUCCAAUGGACAAGAAACAUCCACUGAUGGUCAAUUCAAAGUUGGAGAUUACGUUUAUUGUCUUGUUGAAGGAGGUGCAUAUUCUGAAUAUGUUAUUGCUACUACAAGUCAAAUGUUUCAUUGUAAUGGAAUUUCAUUGAAGGAAGCUGCUGCAAUUCCAGAAGCUUUCCUGACUGCAUUUCAAUGUUUCUUCAAAAUUGGAAGAUUACAUGAAAAAGUUGAGGGAAAUCUCAAUGUUUUGAUUCAUGGUGGUGCAAGUGGUGUUGGAUUGGCAUUGAUUCAAUUGUGUAAAUUGAGUGGAUUGUGUAAGAACAUUUGUGUUACUUGUGGAAGUGAUGAGAAGGGUGAAUUUUGUAAACAAUAUGGAGCUACUCAUUAUGUAAAUUAUAAGGAAAAUCCAAAGUGGAGUGAAAAACUUUCAAAAAUCUUGACCAAUGAUUCUGAAAGUGGUGUUACACCACUCAUUGAUUAUAUUCUAGAUCCAAUUGGUGGAAAUACCUAUUUGGAACAAGAUGUACAAAUUGCCAGAUUAGAUGCCACUAUUAUUGGAAUUGCAUCAAUGGGAGGAACCAGCGCUACUAUUGAUUUAGGAUUAAUGUUGAGAAAGAGAAUUCGUAUUCAAUAUAGUACUUUGAGAAAUAGAUCUCCUCUCUAUAAGCAACAACUUGUUCAAGAAUUGAAAGAUUACAUUAAGGAUGCUUUUGAAACUAAAAAACUAGUUGCCAAUGUUGAUACAGUCUUUGAUAUGGAUCAAGUUAUUCAAGCUCAUGAACAUAUGGAACAAAAUAAGAAUAGUGGAAAGAUUAUUUUAAAGAUUAGAGGUGACUUGGAAUAAAAAAUUUCCAUAAAUGCAA
This is a messenger RNA of Naegleria gruberi, 1123 nucleotides long. RefSeq lists its product as uncharacterized. Gene Ontology annotation, molecular function: oxidoreductase activity. The transcript has 2 exons. Lineage: Eukaryota; Heterolobosea; Eutetramitea; Acrasida; Naegleriidae. Bases 1 to 1104 code for a protein of 367 amino acids. The record is from RefSeq and is a predicted model, not a curated record.